Molecule: messenger RNA, 2112 nt
Organism: Clarias gariepinus (North African catfish)
Lineage: Eukaryota; Metazoa; Chordata; Actinopteri; Siluriformes; Clariidae
Product: protein SSUH2 homolog
Exons: 14
Coding region: 87-1253 (388 amino acids)
Molecular function (GO): heat shock protein binding
Source: RefSeq, a predicted model, not a curated record
CAGUGUGGAGAGAACACCAGUCUUAAACAGUAGUAGUAUUUGAAAGGGAUUGUGGACCGAAACGUGCGACAGAUCACUUUGGGAACAUGGCUUUAGAAAUUUCAGCACCAGAAUGCAGCCCCAGCGUUCCCCCUGGCUAUUACGACACAGUGCCGGGAUACGAGGAGACGUUGGCUUAUGGAGGGCUUCUUCCUCCCCCAGUGCCCUUGGCACCCCUGCCUGCCCUGUCCAACCUCCCUGCCCAAACCGACUGGAGUAUAACCACCAUUACAAAGGAAACUGCACAUCAGGCGUUUAUUAGCUACGCAUCCGGUAAAAGCUGGUACUGCAUGGGGCCGGCUCGAGAUGGCAUCAUCACCAGCUUAGAGCCCUUUAAUGUCUACAGAUACCGCUUGGAGACUUUUGCUGAGACAAGAUCUACUGAAUGGAGCGAUGAACCGUAUACAGGUCAGCCUGAGGAUGCGUUCAUCCAGCCUCCUCCAGCACCAUGGACGUUCAUAGCCCAAGCACCUGCUUUCUUCCAGGAUCGAAGGCAGAACAUCAGAGUGCCGUAUACCUCCUCAGUCAAGACGUGCCACGUCUGUAUGGGGAAAGGAAACAUCCUCUGCCCGUCCUGUUCAGGCUCUGGGGACACAAUGUGCACGUCGUGUUAUGGAAGUGGGCAGUGCCGAGGAAUAAAAAUCUGCCUGAUGUGUAGCGGCUGUGGAAGGCAAAAUUUUCAGACUAUCUGCUGGACAUGUGGCGGUUCUGGGUAUAUCCACGGAACUGAACUCUGCAUCCCCUGUUCUGGCAGUGGAAGAAAAAUCUGUGGCAGGUGUUACGGAAAAUGCUUCUGUGUGUGUUCAAAGUGUGACGGGAGGGAAAAACUUCUCGUCUUCAUCAAUCUCAAGAUACACUGGAUUACUUAUGAAAAUGAGUACGUGACGGAGCAGUCGAGCGGUCUGGAUCCAGAGAAUCUCAGUAAGGUCUCUGGAACCACGAUCUUCACAGACACCCAGUACAUGCUUCCCCCGUUGGUGGGUUUCCCCGAUCCUUCAAUAAACCAAGAGUCUCAGCGUUUAAUACAAGAACAUCAGUCCAAGUAUUUCCAGACUUCUCGCGUUCUGCAGCAGCGUCACACCAUCGAGCUGAUCCCCGUCACCAAGGUGAACUACACCUGGCAUGGGGAGUCCUACACUUACAUUGUGUUUGGAAACGAGAACAGCGUGUACACUGACAACUACCCGGCCAAAUGCUGCUGCUCUGUGAUGUAAUCCUAUAAUUCAGCAUGUUCCAUAUCAAAAGCACCAAAUGACACAGAAUAUUAAUCAUCUUUACGCUGUUAUAGUCUGUUAUUGAUGUUUGUAGUAUGCAUGUGUUUAUCAAAUAUACCAAAUAUAGCAAAUAAUUAUUGCUUUUUAGAUAUGUAGUUAAAGCAACUGUGGUUAAAUAUCAAGACUAUUUUCUUCUCUACAUAAACACUUUUUAAUUCAUUCACUCAUAUUCACUCUUCUAGACUUUAUGCUUACUGAUUAGCGCUUAUUUACUCUUUUCAAAGAAGAUCUAUCCUUUCAAUCUUUUAUGUUAUAUUUGAAGCUGCAUAUUUUUUUCCUAAACAUUGAAAUAUCAAGUCUAGCCUACUGUAGGCUUUAACUAACUGUAAAUAUACAAUAUACACACAUUAUAUAAGGUGGUAGCAAAACGUUUCGUAAACAGACAGCAGCACAAGAGAUCAGAAAGACCUUCAAUGUGCUCAACCCGAAACCAUUCAGUAACUUGUGCAUGAUCGUUAUCGGAGAGCAAUCCACAACACUGCUGCCGUUGUCAGUGUGUCAUAUGGAACAGUCCAGUAUCCUCACCUGUGAGUUAAACAUGCGCCGUAAUUUCAACCAAACUGAAGUUUAUCCCCAGGCUGAUGAACAAGAACUGGGUGGAUGACCCAUCUUUCAUGUUGAGGAAUAUUGGGUGUAUGGGUACAACCCUGAGACAAAGAGCCCAUCAUGUCUACGACCAAAAAGGGCGAGGCAGGCCCACAGCUCAUCCGGGUGCAUGCUCAACGUCUUUUUCGACAUUCACUGCAUUGUUCAUCAGGAAUUCGUCCCCAGGGGCCAGACUGUCCCGACUGACUUCUGG